UGUGUACAUGGGGCCUACCAACCCUAUAGAGAAGGGCGUGACCUGAUUCACCCAGUGGCUGACAGGCUUCCUUUAGAUGAUUGCUACGACUCAGAGGAGGAAGAAUCGUUUUCAAGCGGUUUUUCUCCACCUUUAGCAGUGCAGGCAGGACCGCAUAAUGGAGAGCUGGUUGUGGAUGGGAUUACUGCUCCUCCUGUAACAGCUGCUGCAAACCACAGCAACCAUGAUUCCUUGGGACCUUUGUUACCUUCGCUACCUUUGUUACUGCCACCUUUUGUGUACCACUUCCAAGCCAACAUCGAACUUGAUGUGAUAAUAGCUAGCAUGGAAGACAAUGCCAUGUUGCAGCAAGAAACCAAUGAGGGCCAUAACGGACCUUCUGCCCUGAUUGUGGGCCAUCAUAUACACCACCUCCCUCUGUUGCCAAGACAAGUACACGAUCAGGUAAAUGUUGCACCCAAUGUCCCUCAGCAAGAGAGCCAAGAAGGACAACAAGGACGUUCUGAACUGGUGGGGAGUCGGCUACUCACUCUACCUGAGGAGCUGCUCCAAGGAUGGUUGAAUCAUUAUCACAAUAUUCGUAGGGGUCAAUCACGUUUAGUAGGAACGCAGUUCUUGGAAAGAAAUGCUGAGGUUCUACCACGACAUCCCAGCAUUGCAAUAUGGAGACAGUGUCGGCCUCAGCAAGCUGAUUAUGAUCGUUCCUGUGUUCUCCGAGUGGGAAAUGUCAGGAUGUUAAAGGAUAAAGCUCGCCAGGGAAUUGGAGUGUGUCUAACCAGUCCACCAUUCUAUAUCAAAGGUUACAGGGUGUGUGUGCGAGUGUACCUGAAUGGAGAUGGUAUUGGGGGAGCUACUCAUCUCUCUGUAUUCUUAGUACUGAUGCAUGGGGAGUUUGACACUCUACUGCAAUGGCCGUUCAGGCAACAAGUCACUGUAACACUUCAAGACCAGCUGUCUGACCAUGAUACACUCUUCUUGAGGGUCACACUGCGAUGAACUGACACAUUUUGCACGGAUUAACAUGUGAAUAAGUGAACCAUGGCAAUAAUUAUCAAACAAGUAUGCUAUAGUUUUGUGUAAUGUCAAUUCUGUCACUUAUCACAUCCUUAUAUUUAUAUCACCCCCCCCCAAUCAUCGACACAGGUGUAUAGUAUAAUUAUAGUACCCCACUCCACCACUUAAGCAUUUUUCUGUCUCUCUCAAAUCUGUGGUUCAAUAAUUUAUAUCAUUUUGAGAUACAGUACAUGAGCAUGCCAAUUAUAAAUACCAUUAAAUAUUGAUAACAUGUCACAUGCAUGCUACGCCACCUCGUGCAAUUACUAUCCUUGCCAUGCCAGUGCUUGUAAGGUGUUUAAACAAUUUUUUUUUUUUUCAAAAUUAAAUGCA
Halichondria panicea is the source of this 1386-nucleotide messenger RNA. RefSeq lists its product as uncharacterized. Gene Ontology annotation, molecular function: protein binding. NCBI's taxonomy places the organism in Eukaryota, Metazoa, Porifera, Demospongiae, Suberitida, Halichondriidae. The coding region runs from base 325 to 996 and encodes 223 amino acids. The transcript is spliced from 12 exons. The record is from RefSeq and is a predicted model, not a curated record. Gene Ontology annotation, biological process: protein K63-linked ubiquitination; tumor necrosis factor-mediated signaling pathway.